This is a messenger RNA of Puntigrus tetrazona (Sumatra barb), 815 nucleotides long. RefSeq names its product prefoldin subunit 1 (gene pfdn1). Gene Ontology annotation, cellular component: cytoplasm; prefoldin complex. Gene Ontology annotation, biological process: protein folding. Lineage: Eukaryota; Metazoa; Chordata; Actinopteri; Cypriniformes; Cyprinidae. Gene Ontology annotation, molecular function: protein folding chaperone. Bases 85 to 453 code for a protein of 122 amino acids. The transcript has 4 exons. The record is from RefSeq and is a predicted model, not a curated record.
AAGCCGAAAAUGCUGUCUAGGUAGUGAGCUCGCUAGUGUUUGCGACAACCGGCGCAUGCGCACUAACUUUCUCUUUUCACCGUCAUGGCGGCUCCCGUAGACCUCGAGUUAAAGAAGGCCUUUGCAGAGCUUCAGGCUAAAAUGAUUGACACCCAGCAGAAGGUGAAGCUGGCUGACCUGCAGAUCGAACAGCUGAGCCGCAUGAAGAAGCACUCGAACCUCACGCACGCAGAGAUCACGUCUCUCCCUAACACCACACGCAUGUUCGAGGGAGCAGGACGCAUGUUCAUUUUGCAGUCAAAAGAUGAGAUCGCUAAUCAGCUUUUGGAAAAGCAGAAGACGGCGGAUGAGAAGAUCAAGGAGCUUGAGCAAAAGAAGACGUACCUAGAGCGCAGCGUUAAAGAUGCGGAGGACAACAUCAGAGAGAUGCUGAUGUCCAGGAGGGCCCAGUAAAACGCGCUCACAACCCAUCCACAAUCAAAAAAAACCCCUCUUCAUCACCUUUGUACACCGUGCCCUUAGUUUGAACAUGCUCUUGCAUGUGUUGGAGAGUACUCAUGACCGCCGAGCUAGUGGGAGUCAUUUGUCAGCUGAACACAGGAAGUUUAUUUAGGUUAAUAGUUAAAAAUGAAUGUACUGUUGACCGUCUGUCUAAUACUGAUUUAUGUGAUCUCUGACAACUGAGUAUUCUGUAAGUCUUUUUAAGUUAUUGAUUUGUUCAACUGUUCUUUUUUUCUAUGGUUUUGUAAUAAUGCAAAGCAUUUUUUAUGCAAGCAGGUGUUAACAUGGUAAUAAAGGUGACUGUUUAAAGACUA